UAAGCAACUGUUUAAAGCCGGGGAUUUCCUGUUUUCUUUUGAUAUAAGAAGUGCUUAUCACCAUGUCACUAUCUUCAAGGAACAUCGAAAAUAUUUAGGUUUUUCAUGGAAUUAUGACAAUCAUACGCAUUUUUAUGUUUUCAAUGUUCUUCCUUUCGGAAUUUCUACUGCAGGUUUUGUAUUUACUAAACUGUUGAGAGUUGUGGUAACUAAAUGGAGAUCACUUGGUUUUCGAACAGUGUUAUUUUUAGAUGAUGGGCUCGGUGGUGAAAGUGCUUAUGAUAAGGCUUUAGAGAGCUCAAAUUUCAUGCAUCAAGAUUUAAUCAAGUUCGGGUUUUUGAUAGCAGACGAUAAAUGUAAUUGGUUACCAUGUCAGAGCAUUAUCUGGUUGGGAUACAUUUGGGAUACUUGUAAUGGUAAAAUCAAAGUUACAGAUAAUCGCAUUCAAAAAACAGAACUUCUUUUGAAGGGAUUUAUAGAAAAGAUACGUAAAGGUUGCGUCCUCUUUCCAGUGCGUAGCGUGGCGCGUUUGAUUGGUCAAUUAAUUUCCAUGCAGUCGGCAAUUGGUCAGUUAGUAAGAUUAAGGUCAAGGGCAUUAUAUAACUGUGUCACUAGCCGUGCUAGUUGGAAAGCUCCGGUUUUGAUAACUUCAAGAGCUUUUGACGAGAUAGUAUUUUGGGAUAAAAAUUUAAGAAUUUUGAACAGUGGAAAAUUAGAGUCUUUCGAUUUCACUUAUGAUACAGGUAGUACCGUCUUUUGUGACGCCAGUGGAGCUGGAUAUGCUGGAUUUAUCGUUGAAAAUGUUGAUAGUCCGAUUGUCGGCUGUUGGUCCGAAUUUGAGAGUGAAUUAAGUUCCACGUGGCGGGAGCUAGAAGCAGUACAUAGAGUUUUGAAUAGUUCAAUUUCAAGCCUGGAAGGGCGACAGGUGUUAGUUAAUACUGAUAAUAGAAAUGUUGUAUCUAUUUUAAAAACCGGUAGUAGACAGCCAUUUUUGCAAGACAUAGCAGUUAAUGUCUACGAAAUGUGUCAUGAUCACAAAAUAGAUUUAUUUCCUAAAUGGAUUCCAAGAACAGAAAAUAAAGAAGCUGAUUUUUUAAGCAGGUGUACAGAUAGUGACGACUGGUCACUCGAAAAUAAAAUAUUUGACUCAUUAGAACAGAAGUGGGGCCCGCAUACUUUUGAUCUUUUUGCGUGUAGUUAUAAUACAAAAUGCCAAAAAUUUUAUUCAAAGUACUGGUGUCCAGGUACUUCCGGUAUAGAUGCUAUGAAAUUUUAUUGGUCUUUUGCGGAAAAUUAUUGGCUCGUUCCACCGCCUAGAUUAGCUAGUCAGUGUGUACGUAAAAUACAGAAAGAAAAAUGCAAGUGUACAAUGGUUCUACCCAUGUGGAAGUCCGCGCCAUAUUGGCCGCUGCUUUUUACUGAUGAUGUAAAGAAAAAUGAGCAUAUCAGUGAAUAUGUUGUUUUUCAACCAGGAAAACUUACAAGAAGAGGUCGAGGCCGAAAUGGAAUUUUCGAUGGUAGACCGAUUCCAUUUUGCUUCAUUGCUUUAAGAUUUGUAUAAUAAGACACGUGUGUAUUAAUGUUGUUAUGCAUUUUUGCAGGUCUGAGUUUGAAAAACAGAAUUGACGAGGAAAUACAGCAGAGUGGAAUACAACAUGACUGUUUCGAUGAUCUUUCCUUUAAGAUGGCUUCUUUUUUAACACAAUCGAAAAGUAACAGUACGGUCACCAAGUAUUAUUCUUAUUUCAAGAAAUGGGAACAUUUCAUUAGUUCAAAGGGCGGAUUAUCUAUUCCUGCAUCUCCAAUUCAUAUAGCAUUAUAUUUAACAGAUCUAAUUGACAAACAUUCGCCGAAUUCUGUGAUUUGCAAUACUGUGUAUAGUAUUAAAUGGGCUCAUUCGUUAAAGAAUCUACCUGACCCAACAGACAAUAUGUUUGUGAUUAACUUAAUGGAAUCUUCCAAACGAACACUUUCAAAGCCUGUUAUUAAAAAGGAGCCAAUCACAUCAGACGUUUUAAUAACUUUAUGCGAGAAAUACAGUCACUGCAAUGAUGUGCUAGUCAUUCGAGAUCUAUCAAUGAUUUUACUAGCUUACUCAGGUUUUUUGAGGUUUAAUGAGUUAAGUAAUUUGCAUUGUAACGAUAUUCAGUUUUACGACAAUCAUUUUUCUUGUAUAUCAGAAAAAGCAAGACUGACCAGUACCGACACGGUAAUACAAUCGUUAUUUCAAAGGGCGUAUCAGUAGCAUGUCCGUAUAACAUGAUUAAAAGAUAUUUUCAAAUUACGGGUUUGUCAGUUUCGGAUGACGGCUUCAUGUUUAAACCGUGUUUUAGAUCAAAAGGGAAAUGUAGUUUUAUACACAAAAACAAAUCAUUAAGUUAUACUAGGGUUAGAGAAUGUUUGGUUUCUAGAUUAAAAGAGGUUGUUGGAGAUUCGAACAUCGGUUUACAUUCUCUUCGCGCUGGGGCGCUACCAUGGCGGCUAACGCUGGCGUUAAUGACAGGUGCUGGAAGAGGCACGGACGUUGGAAAGGAGAAAAUAGUAAGGACGGAUAUGUUUCGGACUCCUUCGAGAGGAGAUUGAAUGUUUUAAAAUCAUUGGCGCUGUAGCAAGUAAAUCUCGUUAUUUCUCAAGCCCGCUCUUUUUGUGUUUUCUAAAUAGCACGUCUGGUAUUGCAUUU
Messenger RNA from Ruditapes philippinarum (Manila clam), 2680 nucleotides. RefSeq lists its product as uncharacterized. Lineage: Eukaryota; Metazoa; Mollusca; Bivalvia; Venerida; Veneridae. Gene Ontology annotation, molecular function: DNA binding; site-specific DNA-methyltransferase (adenine-specific) activity; RNA-DNA hybrid ribonuclease activity. The record is from RefSeq and is a predicted model, not a curated record. The transcript has a single exon. Bases 308 to 1561 code for a protein of 417 amino acids.